This is a messenger RNA of Liolophura sinensis, 1673 nucleotides long. RefSeq names its product beclin-1-like. The transcript has 17 exons. Lineage: Eukaryota; Metazoa; Mollusca; Polyplacophora; Chitonida; Chitonidae. Gene Ontology annotation, cellular component: phagophore assembly site; phosphatidylinositol 3-kinase complex, class III, type II; phosphatidylinositol 3-kinase complex, class III, type I. Gene Ontology annotation, biological process: autophagosome assembly; mitophagy; late endosome to vacuole transport. The record is from RefSeq and is a predicted model, not a curated record. The coding region runs from base 134 to 1492 and encodes 452 amino acids. Gene Ontology annotation, molecular function: phosphatidylinositol 3-kinase binding; protein-macromolecule adaptor activity.
CGCAUCAUCACAAGGGAAAAACAGAUAAAGAGCCGUGUUUUCUAUGACAGACAACCCAGAACGAAUGAAAAUGUCGUGAGAUCGGGUCGUUGGAUUAAUUGACAGCAUAACAGACCACUGUGGUGCGUGAGAGAUGUCGGCAGUUCGCCCGGACGCCGGAAAAUCGGGCUCCGUGGAUGUGAAUUUUUUGUGUCAAAGAUGUCACCAGCCAUUACGCCUGGAUAACUCCUUCAAAGCACUUGACGACAACCUCGCUAGGGAACUCACGGCCCCAUUAACAAGCUCUGUAGAGAAAGAAGAAACACUUGACUUAUUUCAGAGAAACACGACUUUGGGCAAUGAAGACGUAGUACGGAGAGUUGUCCCGCCUUCCAGGUAUCUCUCGAUAGAGGAGGAGAAUGGAAGCGGCUUCACUCUGCUGGGAGAGACAACGGCGGGUGCGGAAAACCUGAGCCUGAAGAUGAAGGAAGCCAAAGCUCAGCUGAACGAAGCCAAGGUGACAGCCUACCUGUUUGAUGUGAUGUCAGGUCAGUCCCAUGUGGAUCACCCCCUUUGUGAGGAAUGUACAGAUACGUUGCUAGACCAGUUAGACAACCAGCUGAGAAUUACAGAGGACGAGUGUAGAGAUUACAGAGAGUUUCUGGAGACAUUAGGGACAAGUGAUGAGAAGGUGAAUGAAGAGGCUCUGGACACAGAGUUGGCUCAGUUACGAGCAGAAGAGCAGGCAUUACAACAACAACUGGAGAGUGUGUCAGGGGAGAGAACUGUGUUAGCUCAGCAGAUCCAGCAGGAGAAGGAAAUUGCAGCCAAACUGGAUAAGGAAGAGAUAAAUUACUUCCAUGAGUAUAGUGAGCUGAAGAGGCAGCUCCAGUCAUUUGAAGACGAGGCCAGAAGUGUUGAAAACCAGCUACGCUAUGCACAAACUCAACUAGACAAGCUGAAGAAAACAAACGUAUUCAACGCAACUUUCCAUAUAUGGCACAGUGGUCAUUUUGGAACCAUCAAUAACUUUAGAUUAGGCCGGUUACCAAGUGUGCCGGUGGACUGGAAUGAGAUUAAUGCUGCUUGGGGGCAAACAACUCUGUUAUUACACUCCCUGGCACGCAAGAUGGACUUGACGUUUAAAAGAUAUCGUCUUGUUCCAAACGGCAACCACUCAUAUCUGGAAUCACUGACAGACAAAUCCAAAGAACUACCUCUGUAUGGUUCUGGAGGCUUCCGAUUCUUCUGGGACACAAAAUUUGAUCAGGCCAUGGUGGCAUUCCUUGACUGUUUGCAACAGUUUAAAGAGGAGGUUGAGAAGGGCGAUACAGGAUUUUGUUUGCCAUACAAAAUGGAGAAGGGGAAGAUAGAAGACCCAGGCACUGGAACGUCAUACUCAGUUAAAAUCCAAUUCAACUCAGAAGAACAGUGGACAAAAGCACUGAAAUUCAUGCUGACGAACUUAAAGUGGGGUCUGGCCUGGGUGUCAUCACAGUUUGCUAACAAGUAACAAUGCAGUAAUGACAGGCCUACCCUAACUCACCUAUAAUUUCAUGGACUUUUUCACUAAAUGCUCUGUUUCGCCUAAAGUUUAGCGUUUUUGAAGUGGCACAUUUUGCUCGAUUCAGAUUUAUUCAUUCGUGAAAUUUCUGAUUAAUUUAUUAUGAGAGAAACUUAUGUGUAGGCAUUAA